AUGGCUGACAACUCAACGAUCGAUAGACUAUAUGCCGAGCCGUUGAAGUUUCUCCCAGCGCGUUUUCCAGACAAAGUUUCCGUGCAGCCGUCCAGUUACGUGUCGUUCUCGUCCAAGAAGGACCCAGCAGCCAGAAUCGACGUUGCCACGCCCGAACCGGUGUUACCGGUGUCUCCCAGCAAGGCCAUGAGACAAAAGGUGACCAUGGCUGAGGCUGUGGCCAUCUAUGCUGGCAAAAAACUAUUUGCGAAAGCUGACAAGAAGCGCGGUCCGAAACCCUCGGCUGUUCCAGCCGUAGAAGACGAAGAUCUAGGCAUGUCUGAUCUUGAAGACAAGUCUACUGAACUUUCGGAUGAUGAUUUCCAGCCCCUUUCAAAGAAGAGAGCUUUCGGUGCGCAAAAUGUGCCAGUGGAGACUGAUCGAUUGGAUGUUGUCGUUGAAAGCGAUCAAAAGCAUUUCGACUCUGACUCGGAUUCAGACGAAGAUGAUGACUAUCACACUGCCGAUGAAGUUGACAGUAACUCCGAGUUGGGACCAGGGUCCCGCGAUGCUGAAUCUGGCUCUGCGUCUUCUGAAUCUGAAUCCGAAUCUGACUCCGACUCCGACUCCGACUCUGAGGCCGAAAGCACUUCUAGUCAGAGCCGCACCCGCCUGGUGGAACUUAAGAAACAGCUCAAGGAUGAUAUGUCAUCCCCCUCAUCCAACAACAGCGAAGCAGAGGAUGAUCAUGAUGAAGGCGAUGCUGAUGAGACCGCGAAGGGAGUCAACAAUAAGCAGUUUCCCAAGUUGGAGAAUACACCUCCCACCUCACCAGAAGAAGAGACUGCCAUCAGCUCUGGAAUUCUGCCACUGUCUGAGUUCUACGGAUUCAACGAAUUUUCUGAAGAUCGUGGAUCCAACGGGUCUAAACGCAUUUUCAAGAAUUGGAGAGAACUGGUCAACUCAGAGCCUAUUGGAUUGCUCAACCAGGGAGUCACUUGCUACAUGAACUCUGCUGUGCAAUCUUUAAUUCACGUUCCCGCUCUACAGCAUUAUCUGAAAGAUGUUUAUCAAGGCAAGUAUGACAAGCAAUUAAACCCCAGGUCUGUGACAAAGACAUUGGCAGACACCUCCGCUAGGCUAUGGCAGUUUGAGAUCUCAAACACCGGCAAGAAGAGCGGUCAUUUCCUUCCCAGAAAGCUGAUUAAGAGACUUGGUGAUAUCAACUGUAUGAUGUCUGAAUGGCAACAGGAGGACUCUCACGAGUAUUUCAUGUCGUUGAUGUCGAGGCUUCAGGAAGAUUCCACCCCCAAAGGCGUAAAACUCAACCAGAGCAUCAUUUAUGACAUAUUUGGCGGUUUACUGCACCAGUCUGUCACUUGCAAGUCAUGUGGCCACAUAUCCAAUACACAACAAGAGUUUUACGAUCUUUCGCUUUCGCUGGAUAAUAGGAAAAAGAGAAAUAGCUCAAUUCUAGACACCAACCAGCUGAAACAACUCAAGGAAAAAAUCGAGUCUUCCAACUCACACAACGCCGACGAGGAUAAAGAUGAUCAGAAGAGCAUGUCUGAGUUUUUGGAGAGCCGGGUCGAGGCAAGGGCCAACCCAGAAUUCGAACAGAAGCCCCAAUCUCAAUCAAAUACAGACAGAGCAUCUCCGGCUCCAGCACAGCCGCAAGUCGCCGAUCUUUCCCCCAAAUAUUCCAUAGAGUCGUCUAUCCGCGACUUUUUCUCGCCAGAAAUCAUCAAGACAGACAAGAAAGAUAAGACUCAAGGAGGCUAUGAGUGUGAGAACUGUAAGAAAAGAACUGUUGCUGUCAAGAUUUCCAGAAUAGACAGGGCACCGGAGACGCUGGCAAUUCAUCUCAAGAGAUUUAGGUUUAAUGGAAUUGCCUCUUCGAAGGUGAAAACGAAUGUUUCAUAUCCGGCAGUAUUGGAUCUGACUGAAUAUACCACUUCUAUGAAGUUGCCGGUGAAAUAUGUGCUUAGCUCAGUUAUAGUCCAUGAAGGCAGAUCUGUCAGCUCAGGCCACUACAUCGCACAUUGCAGACAGCCGGAUGGUUCAUGGGCCACUUAUGAUGAUGAGUAUAUCAACAAGAUCCCCGAGAAACAGGCGCUGAAGAAUUCCUCUGCGUAUGUCCUGGUGUAUACCCGUUUGACUCACAAGUCCAUUCCGCUAGGCCAGGGCUCUGGCUCUUUGGAACCCCUCAAGCCGGCCGACAAGAAGAGGAAGGCCGGCAGUGACUCAAAUUAUCGGCUCAACAAGUCCAAGAAGAGGAAAAACCGCCGCUAA
This is a messenger RNA of Kuraishia capsulata CBS 1993, 2271 nucleotides long. RefSeq lists its product as uncharacterized. The record is from RefSeq and is a predicted model, not a curated record. Gene Ontology annotation, biological process: protein deubiquitination. The transcript has a single exon. Lineage: Eukaryota; Fungi; Ascomycota; Pichiomycetes; Pichiales; Pichiaceae. Gene Ontology annotation, molecular function: cysteine-type deubiquitinase activity. Bases 1 to 2271 code for a protein of 756 amino acids.